Molecule: messenger RNA, 2556 nt
Organism: Clarias gariepinus (North African catfish)
Lineage: Eukaryota; Metazoa; Chordata; Actinopteri; Siluriformes; Clariidae
Product: extracellular calcium-sensing receptor-like
Exons: 6
Coding region: 1-2556 (851 amino acids)
Biological process (GO): G protein-coupled receptor signaling pathway
Cellular component (GO): membrane
Molecular function (GO): G protein-coupled receptor activity
Source: RefSeq, a predicted model, not a curated record
AUGGGGUCAGGCAUUACACUUUUACAUAUACUAAUUGCCAUGAUUAAUGUGUACCCUGCCAAAGAGACUACAUGCAGAGUGCUUGGUAAUCCAGAUGACCCACAGCUAUGGAAGGAUGGUGAUAUCUUAAUUGGAGGAAUUUUCCCUUUUCAUAAAUGGCAGAUUAUGGACUCAUCCUAUUCGGCCAUGCCAUCCCCAAUGAAGUGCAUGAGCCUAGAAUUCAGAGCCUUUCAAUAUUCACAGUCCCUGAUCUUUGCAAUAGAGGAAAUCAACAACAGCUCAUCUUUACUGCCUGGAGUUUCACUGGGCUACAAGAUCUAUGAUACCUGUGGUUCUGCAUCACUGGGGGUGAAAGUAGCUCUAACACUUGUGAAUGGAAAUGAGAAUGCAACCUCAGAGCAGAAUUGCACAAAGCCAGCACAGGUGCAAGGUAUAAUAGGAGAGACAUAUUCAUCAGUGUCCAUGGCUAUAGCCAAAAGCAUGGGACCUUUCAGCAUUCCCUUAAUAAGUUAUUAUGCAACCUGCGAGUGUCUUAGUGACAAGAGGAAAUAUCCUUCAUUUUUACGCACUAUUCCCAGUGAUUAUUACCAGACUUUAGCACUUGCAGAGAUGGUCAAACACUUUGGCUGGACAUGGGUGGGAGCAAUAAGAAGAGAUGAUGACUAUGGUAAUAAUGGGAUGGCUGCAUUUAUGAAAAUUGCAGAGAAGCUUGGCAUAUGCUUAGAAUAUUCGCUUCCAUUUUUUUUGUCCUAUCCAGAAGAAAAAAUUUUAAGGAUUGUUGAGCAAAUAAAAAGUUCAACUUCUCGAGUAAUACUGGCAUUUGUCACUCGCUGGGACCUGGAAAUGUUGCUUAAUGUAUUUACUGAAUACAACAUCACUGGAUAUCAGUGGGUGGGAACUGAAGGAUGGAUUUCUGAUCCAGUGGCAGCCACACUGGAUAAGUUCAACAUACUACAAGGAGCCAUUGGGCUAGCUAUUCCCAAAACAACAGUAACAGGCCUAAAGGACUUCAUUCUGGAUGUAAAACCACUAAAAUCAGUAGGCAAUGCUCUUUUCACAAAACUCUGGGAGGCUUUGUUUACUUGUACAUAUAGAUGGCAAAAUAACUCUGGGGAUAUACCAAUGUGCACAGGUGAAGAGAAACUGUCUGAAGUGAAAAACAGUUUCACUGAUAUGUCGAUGAUGCCGAUUUUCAAUAAUGUCUAUAAAGGAGUAUAUGCCAUUGCUCAUACAUUACACAAACUUCUUGGCUGCAAGCAAACAUGUUUUACAAAGAAGCAGCCUGAUCCCGUCAUAUUUCUAGAACACCUAAAAAAAGUCAGUUUUAAGACAAAAGAAGGUGAACAUGUUUACUUUGAUGAAAAUGGUGAUCCUCCUGCAAAGUAUGAAAUAAUAAACUGGCAAAAAACUAAAGAACACCAGUAUGAAUUUGUCACUGUUGGACUUUAUGACUCCUCAGUUUCUGUUCAGAAGCGAUUAACUGUAAAUAUGCCCUUGAUUAUCUGGGCACAAAAUAGAAAUGAAGUGCCAAAAUCUGUAUGUAGUGAAACUUGCCUGUCUGGUACAAGAAAAGCUGUGCAGAAAAGAAAACCCAUCUGCUGCUUUGACUGCAUAUCAUGUGCUGCUGGAGAGAUCAGUAAUAUGUCAGACUCAGUUGAAUGUACGCAAUGCCAGCAGGAUUAUUGGUCAAAUGCAGAGAAGAAUAAAUGCGUGAAAAAGGAAAUUGAAUAUUUGUCCUAUGAGGAAACUAUGGGAAUUUUGUUAACAGUGGUUUCUUUUGUUGGCUCAUUUAUGACAAUACUAACAGCAAUCACAUUUUUCAAAUAUAAAAACACACCCAUAGUGAAAGCCAACAACUCUGAACUAAGCUUUUUGCUCCUCUUCUCUCUGACUCUGUGUUUCCUUUGUUCACUUACUUUUAUUGGCCAGCCCUCUGAGUGGUCCUGUAUGCUGCGCCACACAGCAUUUGGAAUUACAUUUGUCCUUUGCAUCUCUUGCGUACUGGGAAAAACAAUAGUGGUGUUAAUGGCAUUCAGGUCUACACUUCCUGGGAGCAAUGUCAUGAAAUGGUUUGGGCCUCCACAACAGAGACUCAGCGUUCUUGUCUUCACUCUAAUACAGGUUCUCAUUUGUGUGCUUUGGUUGAUAAUAUCCCCUCCUUUCCCCUUUAAAAAUCUAAAUCACUACAAGGAAAAAAUUAUUCUUGAAUGCAAUUUAGGCUCAAAUUUGGGUUUCUGGGCUGUGCUGGGUUAUAUCGGAUUUUUAGCACUUUUGUGUUUUAUUUUAGCUUUUCUCGCUAGAAAGCUUCCAGAUAAUUUCAAUGAAGCUAAAUUUAUUACAUUCAGCAUGGUGAUGUUUUGUGCAGUUUGGAUUACUUUUAUUCCAGCAUAUGUAAGCUCACCUGGUAAAUUUACUGUGGCUGUGGAGAUAUUUGCUAUUUUAGCAUCAAGUUUUGGUUUGUUAUUUUGUAUUUUUUUGCCAAAGUGUUACAUAAUCAUCCUGAAGCCAGAGAAGAACACCAAAAAGCAAAUCAUGGGAAAGGUUCCAGUUCAAUAA